Parastagonospora nodorum SN15 is the source of this 1416-nucleotide messenger RNA. RefSeq lists its product as hypothetical. Bases 1 to 1416 code for a protein of 471 amino acids. The transcript is spliced from 2 exons. Gene Ontology annotation, molecular function: protein heterodimerization activity; RNA polymerase II general transcription initiation factor activity; transcription coactivator activity. The record is from RefSeq and is a predicted model, not a curated record. Gene Ontology annotation, cellular component: SLIK (SAGA-like) complex; transcription factor TFIID complex; SAGA complex. Lineage: Eukaryota; Fungi; Ascomycota; Dothideomycetes; Pleosporales; Phaeosphaeriaceae. Gene Ontology annotation, biological process: transcription initiation at RNA polymerase II promoter; RNA polymerase II preinitiation complex assembly.
AUGUCCUCAGUCUGGAACCCCGACAACGUGCGCGAUGUUGCCGAAUCGGUCGGCAUCGCUUCACUUGCUGACAAUGUGGUCGAAGAGCUGGCGCGCGACGUCGACUUCCGCCUGGCCCAGGUCCUGGAAGAGGCUAUGAAGUUCAUGCGACACGGGAAACGGACAACACUGAGCACACACGAUAUCUCUCACGCCCUAAAAGUGCUGAAUGUGGAGCCUCUGUACGGCUACGAAUCCACCCGCCCCCUACGCUUUGGCGAAGCCUCACUCGGGCCCGGUCAGCCGCUGUACUAUGUGGAGGACGAGGAAGUCGACUUUGAGAAGCUCAUUAAUGCUCCGUUGCCGAAGGUGCCACGAGAGAUCACGUUCACAGGUAUUCCAGCGCAUUGGCUCGCCGUAGAAGGAGUCCAGCCGUCGAUACCGCAGAACCCGACCACAAACACCGCCGACCUGUUACCAAAGGGCCCUAACGCAAAUCCGCACCUCGCAGCAGCCAACGGCUUGGACAAUGUCAACGUCAAGCCGCUUGUGAAACACGUGCUAUCCAAGGAAUCACAGGAGCUGUUUGCCAAGCUAUCGAGCGCCCUCACUGAUGAGACCAACAUCGAAUGGCAGAAUGCUGCGCUUGCAGCCAUUCGGACAGAACCGGGCAUCCACCAGCUUACGACUUACCUGUUGAGCUUUAUUGCAGAGAAGGUCACCCACAAUAUGAAGAACUUGUUCGUGUUGCACCAGAUGAUGCAGGCCACGCAAGCCCUCCUGGACAACCAGGCCAUCUACCUCGACCCGUAUAUGGCGUAUAUGGUACCACCCAUUUUGACGUGUUGCACAGGGAGGCACCUCGGCCCAACAACACCGCAAGCCUCUUCCAAUGCCUCUUCUGAAACAUUGAACAGGAAUGGCGCAAAUGGACCCGUAUCUUCUCAAUUCGAUCACUUUGAGCUGCGUACAUAUGCCGCAUCUCUUCUGAGCCGCAUAUGUCAGAAAGGCUCUGCGUCGAAUCAGGGCUUGAAGUCACGCAUUGCGCGGACUUGCUUGAAGCAGUUUAUGGAUCCAGACAAGUCGCCAGGCACUCAUUAUGGUGCUUUGCGGGCACUGAUGUCUAUCACUCACCAAGAGGGCGUGCAGAUGCUAAUUCUGCCCAACCUGAAAGCCUACAACGACGAUGUACUCAAGAUAAAACUGGCCGAGGAGAACAGUAGGAACGACACUGAGAGAGUGAUCGGCAUGCUUGUACGUGCGCUGGAAAGCGUGGCUGCAUCGAGUCGGCUUCCAAUUGCGAACGGCACCACCAACCUUGAGGAUUUGAGGGAGCGACUUACCGAGAAAGUGGGAGACGUCCUGACUGAUCGCAUAAUAGCGCGGCAGCGGAACGACGUCGCACAAUAUUUGCUCAAAGCGAACACCAAUAUUUGA